Molecule: messenger RNA, 1109 nt
Organism: Glycine soja
Lineage: Eukaryota; Viridiplantae; Streptophyta; Magnoliopsida; Fabales; Fabaceae
Product: geraniol 8-hydroxylase-like
Exons: 2
Coding region: 100-972 (290 amino acids)
Molecular function (GO): monooxygenase activity; heme binding; oxidoreductase activity, acting on paired donors, with incorporation or reduction of molecular oxygen
Source: RefSeq, a predicted model, not a curated record
UGGAAUAGAAAUACUUUGUAGCCUUGGGUUGUCUUUGAAGUCUCCAAACACACUGCAGAUUCCUUUCUUACCGAAGCUAUUUACUGUUAGAACUACAUCAUGAAAGAGGUUGGAAGUCCAAAUUUGGCUGAUUGUUUCCCAGUGUUAAAGGUGGUUGACCCUCAUGGAAUCAGAAGGCGCACGGGGAGUUACUUUUGGAAGUUGUUGACCAUAUUCAAGGGCUUGGUUGACAAAAGGUUGAAGCUAAGGAAUGAGGAUGGUUACUGCACCAAAAAUGACAUGUUAGAUGCCAUUCUCAACAAUGCUGAAGAGAACAGCCAGGAGAUGUACAGAGAUAAGAUUGAACGUUUGUCAUUGGACUUGUUUGUGGCAGGAACAGAUACAGUAACAUCCACAGUAGAAUGGGCAAUGGCUGAGUUACUCCACAACCCAAACAUAAUGUCAAAAGCAAAGGCAGAGCUAGAGAACACUAUUGGCAAAGGCAACCUGGUGGAAGCAUCAGACAUUGCAAGACUCCCUUACUUGCAAGCAAUAGUGAAAGAGACCUUCAGGCUGCACCCAGCAGUUCCACUUUUGCCUAGAAAGGCUGAAGUGGAUUUGGAGAUGCAUGGCUACACUGUCCCAAAGGGUGCACAAGUGUUGGUUAAUAUGUGGGCCAUUGGUAGGGACCCAAAGUUGUGGGACAACAACCCUAGUUUGUUUUCACCAGAGAGGUUUUUGGGGUCAGAAAUUGACUUUAGAGGAAGGAGUUUUGAGCUGACCCCAUUUGGUGCUGGUAGGAGGAUGUGUCCUGGCUUGCCCUUGGCCAUAAGAUUGUUGUUCUUGAUGUUGGGUUUGCUCAUCAAUUCCUUUGAUUGGAUGCUUGAGGAUGGAAUUAAACCUGAGGAUAUGAAUAUGGAUGAAAAAUUUGGACUUACCUUGGGGAAGGCUCAACCUGUGCUAGCUGUUCCAAUAUUCAAACCAAGCAAUUAGAAUGUUAAUGUGGCCUAGUAGUUAUGUAAUUUUUUUUCUCAGCAUGUCAUUGGUAUAAAUUUGUUUUCUGUCAAAAGAAGUAAUAAAUCUUUGUUAUGCACUAUAAGUAUAUAUAAUAUAGAUAUUUUUUUAUAUAA